CAAUAAAAAUGCGAGCUGCCUACCGUUGACGGUCGUGGGUGGGACUUCCUCGCAUUUGUUAUGAAGAUGUCAUUCGUAAGGGGAGCUAUGAUAUCUGCGUCAAAGUCAAAACUUCUGAGCUUUGCCAGGACAGCUACUCUCCUCAACAACCCUAAUGUGAGCCAACAGUUACACCGUGUCCACCAACCCCCCCUGCCCCUUUACACAGCGGGGCUUCAGCGGUUCAGCAGCGCCUCAGCCCAGGAGAAGCCUGCGGGUCCAUCUGAAGACAAAGUACACCUCACUGAGUCAUGUGUUAAGAGACUCGGGGAAAUCAUGGAGAAGGGCGAGUACCUGAGGAUACAUGUGGAGGGAGGAGGCUGCUCCGGCUUCCAGUACAAGUUUUCUGUUGUUUCUAACAAGACUGAAGAUGACAGAUUGUUUGAGCAGGAAGGAGUGGGCAUUCUCGUGGAUCAGGACAGCCUGGAGUUUGUGAAAGGAGCCACCUUGGACUUCACCCAGGAGCUCAUCCGCUCCACCUUCCUAGUACUUAAGAAUCCCCAGGCUGAUCAUGGCUGCUCAUGUGGCAGCUCCUUCUCUGUCAAAUUAUAAGGCUACUUCCCUGUGUCAAUAUUAUUUAUUACCCUAACUUACCAGUUUAUUAGAAUAUUAAAAACACUUCUUAAUAUAAAGCACUCUCAACACAAUCACCAUAGAGAUUCUUCAACUUUAAAAAUUAUAUAUUAUAUUAUACGCGUCACAAACAUAUCAUUUAUUGCAGUGUUGUUAUGUGGGGUUGGCUUUAACAGUACGAUGUUUACCUAAUAAACUGCUAACUAUGGGUAUUUAAUUAUAUUGAACUAUCUGAUAUUUUGAAUUCCUUAUAUAUUUCACUAAAUCUGAAAGUGGUAGUUGAUCUUUGUCUGGAAAAAUGUGUGUUUUUCAGGUGUGAAACUACUUUGGAUGGAUGGAAAGCAGAAGUAUCGAUUAAUUAUUACGCUUAUUUUGCAGAUAGUGUACUGUCAGCUGUAAUGUUACAUAUUCCAACAAAAGAAGUAUUCAGUGCUUAGAUCUGCCUUUGUGUGUAAAAUAUGUAAAUAGGCCAUGAAAAAUGAUGCUUUAUUAUAUUUGUUUCAUCUGAAAUAAAAUUCAAUUUCAGUU
Larimichthys crocea (large yellow croaker) is the source of this 1140-nucleotide messenger RNA. RefSeq names its product iron-sulfur cluster assembly 2 (gene isca2). Bases 61 to 591 code for a protein of 176 amino acids. Gene Ontology annotation, molecular function: iron ion binding; 4 iron, 4 sulfur cluster binding; 2 iron, 2 sulfur cluster binding. NCBI's taxonomy places the organism in Eukaryota, Metazoa, Chordata, Actinopteri, Sciaenidae. Gene Ontology annotation, biological process: iron-sulfur cluster assembly. The transcript is spliced from 4 exons. The record is from RefSeq and is a predicted model, not a curated record. Gene Ontology annotation, cellular component: mitochondrion.